Amaranthus tricolor (Joseph's coat) is the source of this 1974-nucleotide messenger RNA. RefSeq lists its product as uncharacterized. The transcript is spliced from 5 exons. The record is from RefSeq and is a predicted model, not a curated record. The coding region runs from base 1 to 1974 and encodes 657 amino acids. Lineage: Eukaryota; Viridiplantae; Streptophyta; Magnoliopsida; Caryophyllales; Amaranthaceae.
AUGUUCUUGACCGUGAUUGUUCCUGGGCCAAGUAAUCCAAAGCACAACAUUGACUUAUAUCUUCAACCUCUAAUACGAGAGUUGAAUAUGUUGUGGGAGGAGGGUAUUUGUACAUAUGAUGUGUCAGGAAAGGAGAAUUUUCAACUACGAGCAGCUUUAAUGUGGACGAUCAAUGACUUUCCGGCUUAUUCGAUGUUGUCCGGGUGGAGUACUGCGGGCCGAUAUGCUUGCCCUUACUGCAUGGAUGAUUCCCAAGCUUUCUACCUUACGCAUAACAAGAAGGUGUGUUGGUUUGACUGUCAUAGAAGGUUUUUGGAUAAAAGUCAUCCGUAUAGGAGAAAUAGAACAAAUUUCAGAGCAGGCAUUGUUGAGAAGAGAGACCCACCUUUCAUUCGGACAGGAUUUGAAUUGCUUGAUGAAUUGGACCAGUUUGGUUUUUUGAAAGUCAAUGAAGAAGAUGCACCGGAGCAUAAUAAAGAGGUUAGUAUAUACUCUGCUGGAUGGAAGAAGAGGAGCAUAUUCUGGGAUUUGCCAUAUUGGAAAACUAACACGAUUCGCCAUAAUUUAGAUGUUAUGCACAUAGAAAAAAAAUGUACGUCUAUUCCUAAAGCUUCCUAUACAUUAAAUGAACAACAAAUACGUGCCUUGCUUCAAUGGUUGAAGAGUAUUAGAUUUCCCGAUGGUUAUGUCUCCAAUAUGGCAAGGAAUAUUGACAUGGCCAAGCAUCAAUUGUUUGGCAUGAAAAGUCACGAUUGUCAUGUUUUCAUGCAACGUUUAAUUCCAAUUGCAUUCAGAGAAUUGUUACCGGUGAAGGUUUGGGAAGCGCUUACGAAGUUGAGCUUAUAUUUUAGAAGUUUGACUACCACAAAGCUAUGUGUGGAGGAUUUGAGGAAAAUGGAAGCAGAUAUUCCGGUUAUCAUCUGCAAACUAGAGACUAUCUUUCCGCCCACAUUCUUUGAUAGCAUGGAACACCUUCCGAUCCAUUUGGCAUAUGAGGCUAGAAUUGCUGGACCGGUCCAAUACAGAUGGAUGUAUCCAUUUGAGAGGUACCUUAGACAUUUGAAACUGAAUGUCAGAAAUAAAGCUCAUGUUGAAGCGUCGAUAUGCAACGCAUAUUUAACCGAGGAAGCAUCGCAUUUUGUUUCCCAUUAUUUUGAGCCACAUGUGCGAUGCAGGGUCAGAGACCUUCCUAGGAACGACGAUGGAAGUUACAACAAUAUUGUAACUGGUGUAUUCACAAUCUUCAGUCAUCCAAUAAGAUUUCAUGGAAAAGGAGUAGCAUAUAUUUUGGAUGAAAGAGAUUACGAGAUUGCACAUAGAUACGUGCUCAUGAAUUGUCCAGAGGUGGAUGUAUUUAUAUCUGAGUUUAAAAGUUCAAUUCAAAGACAUCAACUGAAUUGGUCAAGUCAGAGGAUUGAAGCGUUUGUUCAAGAGAAUUUCGCUAAUGCCUUCAGAACUGCAGCAAGACAAGGAUCAUUCGAUAACCGAGUGAACAGUGACAUUUUGAAGCAGAUUGCUGAAGGACCACUAAAAUAUGCUCGGAGUUACAAUGUCUGUUACACAAACGGAUACAGAUUCCAUAUCGUACGUCAUGCAUCAAAUAAAUUAGCAGACAAUAGUGAAGUGUGCGUCAAAGCUGGUGACAACAGUCGUGACGAAGAAGAUUUUUACGGGCAAUUGCUUGAAAUCGUAGAGGUUGAGUACCCGGGGAUACCAAUCAAAAGAGUAACGUUGUUCAAAUGUCAUUGGUAUGACCCAACUACUACUGGAAAUAGCCGCGGAACAAAUAUUCAUAAACGAUAUAAGUUAGUUGACAUACAUCAAGGUCGCUCGUAUUGUUUAUAUGAUCUGUUUGUGUUGGUGCAUGAUAAUGAUGAAGAUACUGAAGAAAAUGUGGAUCUUGUAUUGUCAGAAGACGAACAAUCCGAAGAUGAAGAUGUUGAAAACGACGACUAUUUUAGUGAUGAAGAUUAA